Molecule: messenger RNA, 741 nt
Organism: Aspergillus costaricaensis CBS 115574
Lineage: Eukaryota; Fungi; Ascomycota; Eurotiomycetes; Eurotiales; Aspergillaceae
Exons: 6
Coding region: 1-741 (246 amino acids)
Source: RefSeq, a predicted model, not a curated record
AUGUUUGGAGAAAUCGGUUCUGUUGGCUUGGACGCUCCGUCAUUGCUUCCCUCCACCACGUCAACGCCGAUCAAGGCUUGGAGGGGAAACAACGCCGGCGCGGCUCACUUGUCGCUCCUUCCCCUGCUGUAUUGGGUGGUGGCCACAUCCGCCUCUGUGCGGGCCAUCCCAAUCUUCGAAAGUUUCGGAGAGACAGUCGAGCUUGUCGUCCAGUCAAAUUUGGCGUUAAAUAUUGUUUACACAGUCAAUAUGUUGGCAUUCAUUUGGUCUUCAAAUUUCUGGCAUUUGUGUCUCAAUAUAGCGAAAGCGAAAGACCGGCAUCCAUGUCGGUCACGUAAUGCGAUCAAAACCGAUAGCGUGCCGAAAUACGCGCAGCCGAUGCGGUCGCAUCGCUGCAAGUUGAAAGCUUCCCACUGGCCUGAUGCAGACCGCAUCACGAAUUGGGCCGACAACCGGAGGAUUUUCUUGCCCUAUCGCGGGCCAUCCGCCAACAGCGUUUGCCCCUUCCCUUGGACUAUUGAAGGAAUUGUUCCUAUUCGGACUGCAAACAUCCUCUGCUACCAGCAAUGCCGCCACUUCAAACAUUCCCGUCGUCUUGGCGUGAGUGUCACCACAUUGACAUCUGCCUGUCCUGAUAUUAAUAUUGUCAACAAACUUGACUUUAGUGAGGCGGGUGGGCUGCAGGGCAUAUUAAUGUAUAGUGGCCUGAGUCUUGAGGUGGCAACGGAAAAGGGUAUCUGA